AUGCUGGGAGGCAAGUACAAGCUGAUCGCAAAGAUGGGCUGGGGCCAGACGUCGACUGUCUGGCUAGCUGAGGACACGGACUUGCAGGCUCCAGAACGCCCAAAGUUUCGCGCCGUCAAGAUAUACAACAACGACCACGCUUCGCAGACCGCCACGAAGGAAAUCAAGGUACUCAACCACAUGUACAAAGGGAAGCAUGGCAACAAGCACCCUGGAGCACAACAUGUCGUGGCCGGUCUCGCCGUUUUCGCGAUCGAGCAGCUCAACAGGUCCAGGCAUUUGUGCCUGGUCAUGGAGCCGAUGCGGGAGCCACUCGUGACUUUCCGAAGACGCCUUGGCGAGGCCAACAGUACGAGUCUCCACGCGACAAAUGUGAAACUGAUGAAGGGCAUCUUGAGGCAGGUUCUUGCGGGUCUCGAUUAUCUGCACAGCGAGUGCAGGAUCGUACACACUGACAUCAAGGCCGACAACAUCCUCCUGACCUGUGAGGAUGUCGGCGUGUUCGAGCGGUUUUUCGAGACGGUGCAAGGUCAACCUCUGCCGCGCAAGGUAUAUUCUGAUCACACCGUGUACAGGUCGUUUCGUUCCAUGGGCAACCCGAGCGAGCCGCUGGUGGGCAAUAUGGUGGCCAAGAUAUCCGACUUUGGCCUCUCGUACAUCCUUCAGCCGGGGACCACCAUGACGAUGCCAAUUCAGCCGACAGUGUACCGCGCACCGGAGGUGAUUUUGGGCGCUGGCUGGUCAUGCAGCGCCGACAUAUGGAACCUGGCCGUCGUGAUCUGGGACAUCUUUGCAGACACCGACCUGUUCAACGUUAUCGUACCCAAGCCAAAUGGUGCUCCAGGGGGCUGCUAUUCCGCAGCAACGCAUCUCGUCCAAAUGACGGAGAUUCUCGGCCCGGCGCCCGACUCGCUCAUCUCGCGGUCCGAAGCCCUCGCAUCGCAGCAGUUCUCCGAGGCGCUGGCACAUCCAGUCACGGGCAAGCGGUGCCUGACGGUGCGGGACUACUUCGACGGGCCCUUCUACUAUUCGUUCUCGGGGUCCGGCCGCUGGAAACACACCUUCAUCGUGACCAAGUGGCGCGCGAUCCUCGACGAAGUGCCGGAAUGUCUCGAGGGCGAGGAGUCCGACUUUCUGGUCUUCAUUGCUAGGAUGAUGCGCUGGGAACCCGAGGACAGAGCGACGGCGAGGAUGUUGCUGCAGGACCCUUGGCUGGAUCCGGCGCAGUUGGGGAACGCGGAGUGGAAAUUGUUUCCGAUUUUCUAG
This is a messenger RNA of Purpureocillium lilacinum, 1266 nucleotides long. RefSeq lists its product as uncharacterized. Gene Ontology annotation, cellular component: nucleus; cytoplasm. Lineage: Eukaryota; Fungi; Ascomycota; Sordariomycetes; Hypocreales; Ophiocordycipitaceae. Gene Ontology annotation, biological process: peptidyl-serine phosphorylation; regulation of mRNA processing; spliceosomal complex assembly. The record is from RefSeq and is a predicted model, not a curated record. Gene Ontology annotation, molecular function: protein serine/threonine kinase activity; ATP binding.